This is a messenger RNA of Mercurialis annua (annual mercury), 1661 nucleotides long. Its product is annotated as probable nucleoredoxin 3. The record is from RefSeq and is a predicted model, not a curated record. The transcript has 4 exons. Gene Ontology annotation, molecular function: thioredoxin-disulfide reductase (NADPH) activity. The coding region runs from base 180 to 1334 and encodes 384 amino acids. Lineage: Eukaryota; Viridiplantae; Streptophyta; Magnoliopsida; Malpighiales; Euphorbiaceae.
AUUCCUCCUUAUCCCACCUCCUUUUAUGCUCUUCUAAUUCUUUUUCCAUUUCUUGUAAAUUUAUUUUUGUUCUUCCUUCCCCAACUCAACUCCCCCUCACUCCAUUAUCCAGAUCAGCUUGUCUCAAGAGAAGCAUAUAAAAGAGGGAGGGUGGAUGCUGGCUUUUAUUUGUAUUCAUAAUGUCCGAACCCAACCCUGUUAUCGGCAGAGACUUUAUGUCUAUCUUAGCGUCGAAAGGGGUUGAUUUUCUUCUCUCUCGUGAAGGAAAGGUGCCAUUAUCAUCUUGUGAUGGGAAGGUAAUUUGCCUCUUCUUCUCAGCAAACUGGUGCAGGCCGUGUCAAGCCUUUACCCCUCAGCUUGUGCAGCUCUAUCAUAUAUUAAAAGCUGAGGAUAAAAACCUGGAGAUUGUCCUUGUAUCCUUUGACCGUGAAGAGGAUGGAUUCAAGGAACACUUCAAGUGCAUGCCGUGGCUUGCAGUUCCAUUUGAUGUAGAACUGCAUGGCCAAUUGAGCAGUGUCUACAGCAUCGAUCGAAUUCCCUCAUUUGUUUCAUUGGCUUCCGACGGAACAUUGAUUGACGAAGACCCUAUUGGGUUGAUAGAAGACUAUGGCUCGGAAGCAUUUCCUUUCAAUAAGGCGAGACGAGAGGAAUUGAGGGCUAUUGAUGAUGCAAAGCGCAAAGGUGGGAAAAUAGAACAUCUCUUGGCACAUGAAGGACGAAACUAUGUUAUAUCUAGAGAUGCUAGAAAGAUAUUAGUAUCCGAGCUUGUUGGCAAGACGAUAGGCCUAUAUUUCGGAGCAUACUGGUGCCCUCCUAGCCGUGCCUUCACUGCCCAACUCAUAGAAGUUUACAAAGAGCUGACAAACAUGAGAGAGGGAUGCUUGGAAAUUAUUUUGGUCUCCACAGAUCGAGACAUUAUGGAAUUCAAUAUCAACCUAAGUAACAUGCCAUGGCUUGCUAUUCCAUACGAGGACAGGACGCGACAGGACUUAAGUAGGAUCUUCCACAUCAAAGGGAUUCCAGCUUUAGUGAUGAUCGGAGAGGACGGGAAGACUAUGAGCACGGACGGGAAAGGGAUGAUAUCUUUGUAUGGGGCCAAGGGCUAUCCAUUUACAGAAAGGAGGAUUAUAGAGAUAGAAGCGGAGUUGAAAGAAGAAGGAGAGGCAUUGCCGCAACAAGUGAAAGAUAGAAAGCACGAACACGCGCUGAAACUGGACAUGGCAAGAGCAUACGUAUGCGACUGCUGUAAGAGACAGGGGAGGUUCUGGGCCUUCUCGUGCGACGUGUGUGAUUACGACCUUCAUCCUGCAUGUGUGCAACAAGGAAAUUUAUAGAAUACAUGUAUAACUGUAGUACAGCAGUUGUGUUUGACUUGCAUGACUGUAGUUUUACUUCGUUCAAGUGCAUACAUAUAUAAAGGUCUAAUCUUAGUCUUAGAAAAAGAGUUGAAUCAAGAAUACAAUUAUUGACUGCUGCAUAAAGCCAAAAGUGAUGAGAAAGAACAACAUAGUUCCAAGAAAAUUGGAGUAAAGGUUGCUGUACUGCUGAGUACUGUUAAACCGGUUAUUAUACAGUAUAAGUUGAAUAUAUUUGUCUUUUUUUUCUCAAAUGGAGAUUUAUGUUUACUGUCAUAUUAAAUAUAUAGUUACAUUGAUUAAUUC